Papilio polytes (common Mormon) is the source of this 431-nucleotide messenger RNA. RefSeq names its product NADH dehydrogenase [ubiquinone] 1 alpha subcomplex subunit 2 (gene ND-B8). The transcript is spliced from 3 exons. The record is from RefSeq and is a predicted model, not a curated record. Bases 108 to 380 code for a protein of 90 amino acids. NCBI's taxonomy places the organism in Eukaryota, Metazoa, Arthropoda, Insecta, Lepidoptera, Papilionidae.
UCAUUGUCAAUUCCAGUUAUUUUCAUGACAGCUGGAGAAAAUCGUAAUAGAUUGAUAUUUAAAUACAAUUAGAAUAUUGGAAAUUGUAACUUAAUAAUACUUUAAAAAUGUCGGCCGUGCGUCUAGGUGGAAGACUAAAGGAGCUAAGGAUUCAUUUGUGUCAGACAAGCCCGCAGUCCGCUGGAGUCAGGGAAUUCAUCCAAAAAUGUUAUGUGAACAUAAAAAAGACAAAUCCUAACUUUCCAAUUUUGAUUCGUGAAUGCAAAGGAGUUCAACCUCGCAUUUGGGCUAGAUACGAAAAGGGUGAAGAGCGCAGCACUCCUUUAACAAAUAUGAAGGCAGAUGAUGUUCUCAAUGAAGUGCAAAAAUUAGCUAAAUGAUUUGUUUUGUUUUAAUCUAAUUAUUUUAAUAUUAUAGUAUUUAGAAAACUU